AUGGGCAGCAACCCCCCUAUCCAAGCAAUUCCCUUCCAGCAAGCACAGCCCAGCAAACACAUUGCAAGGUUCCUCGAGUCUAUCCGCCCGUACAAGCAAGAGCACUGCGACAGCGGCGUUGGCUACUUUCACCGGUCCCGCCUCGGCGGUGACGUCCUUCGGGAGGAAGACUGGAACCCAAAUGCCCCGAUCCUCCCAGCCGCCCUCUUCCUCGAUGACGAGUGGGCCACCGCAGCUCGGCGAGAGCUCGAACAACGGCUCCGCAAUCGCAAGAGCACGAGCACCAUCAAGACGAGCAUAGCGCCGUACCCCAAGGGCGACGACAGGCGGCGUUCUGGGUCCCAUGGUCCGCGUUCCCCGUUUGGCCACCAGGAACUAGCCCCUCUCGAUCACUCCACAGGAGACUCGCCCACUUCUGUUUCCAUCCCGACCAUCCCAACCGAGAUUCAAGCCGACGCACAGCUGCUUGCGAAGAGCCGUCGUCAACAGAGCAGCAGGCUCCUGGAGCCCGUCGAGCCACCCCCCGCCGCGGAUGGUUUCGAGCGUUUCAAGUCGGACGCCAUGCAUGCAGGAGCCGGAGACUUGAGAUUUCACCGUGGCGGCAUCUUUGCACGCGGGGUGGCUUCCAAGCCGGUAAAGGUGGUUGCACCUCCUCAGGACACUCGUGGCGUCCAAAUCGUCUCACCAUUCCUGGAAACGCCUCCACAUUCAGCCGGCACUUCCGCCCCGAACGACUGGUUGAACCCGACCUCUCCGCCCAACGACGCCCUCGCACAGCAGUCGCAACGCCAACCUUCGCGCCUGUCACAGAUCGUGACAUCGAACCAAGCGCUCGCGCCGCUCAACUCUGCGUGGGCGGGGUCUCAAGACACCUCGCGCCCGUUUGGCAGUACCAUUCCUGCAGUGGCCGCGCUCGCUACCGCCCCUCCUCACGACCGAGUCCCUAGUGCCACCCCCACUGCCAAUUGGUCAGUCUGGCCGAACCAACCGGAAUCUUCACGAUCACCUGUGCUGCCUCAAGGGCUUGGCGCAUUCUCAAAGCUCGCCCACCUCCAACAGCAGCAGCAGCAGCAACAACAGCGUAAUACUCCGGAGGACUGGGCCCCGGCGGCCCAGCCCCUCCAAGAGUGGUUAUCGUACAUGUACGGCGCUGCACUUCCUCCCACGCCACCGAGGCGAGACAGCUACCAUUAUGCCGAGGGCGUCGGCGAUGCGGUUCGGUCGACGUCUGCCGAUCCCUCGCUACUUGGACCCACCCAAGCUGCGGCCGCGGGCAACUUUGACUGGCAGCGGCCAUUGUCAGCGCCGCCGCGUGAAAGCAAUCUGCUUAGCCCACCGCCCGCCGCACCAGCGCAACCGACGCAUUCGUGGGCGUAUCCUAGCGCCGCGGAUACGUCUCGCGCCACAGACCAUGUUACCGUCCUCCUCGCGGAUGACCCAGUGGGCCUGAAUCAGCCCGCCCAUCGCUCUCCGCCUACGCCUUCGUUCCCUUCCCUGGCGCCCGAUACCCACGCGCAUGGCAAGCAGUUUGACUUGUCACCGGGCACGGCAUUGUUCAGCCCGACCCUCGGUGCCAAUUGGUUCGACGGUCCGGCAAACGCAGGCUACCACGCUUCGCAACCACUCCACACGCCACCAGUCGCUCCGGCCCCAUACACCUAUGGCUACGAACCGGCGCACCACGCCACCACCACUACCAACGCACGCCAGGACAAACCUCUGGCGGCGUACAGAUUCCCCGAUUCACUCAGCCCGUACCAGCAGCCAUCACCCCUUCCUUCGCACUUUACCACGCACGGCUCCUACGCCCUCAACAAUUCGAUGCCCCAACCAUCGACGCCAUUCUACACUUGA
Vanrija pseudolonga is the source of this 1854-nucleotide messenger RNA. RefSeq lists its product as uncharacterized. Lineage: Eukaryota; Fungi; Basidiomycota; Tremellomycetes; Trichosporonales; Trichosporonaceae. The record is from RefSeq and is a predicted model, not a curated record. The transcript has 4 exons. Bases 1 to 1854 code for a protein of 617 amino acids.